Pyricularia grisea is the source of this 795-nucleotide messenger RNA. RefSeq lists its product as uncharacterized. The record is from RefSeq and is a predicted model, not a curated record. The transcript has a single exon. The coding region runs from base 1 to 795 and encodes 264 amino acids. Lineage: Eukaryota; Fungi; Ascomycota; Sordariomycetes; Magnaporthales; Pyriculariaceae. Gene Ontology annotation, cellular component: nucleus; cytoplasm. Gene Ontology annotation, biological process: secondary metabolite biosynthetic process.
AUGGCUUCUGAGUACGACGAGCAUACACGCCACCUACCCCGCAUUCUUUGCCUCCACGGAAGCGGUACCAAUGCCCCCAUCUUCCAGAUCCAGUGUCGGCGUCUCUCUUCAUGCCUGCGGCCAUACUUUCGGCUCGUUUAUGCAGAAGCCCCUUUUGCCUGCCUCCCUGGACCCGACGUCGGCUCCGUAUUUGCAGACUGCGGGCCGUUCAAACGUUGGCUCCCCGACGAAAAGGAUCAAUGCCCAGACGCAGAAGUCGUCGCCGCCAUCGACACAUCCCUCGGUGCCGCCAUGAAGGAUGACACUAACGCCGGCGCCACGGGCCCCUGGGUAGGCCUGCUCGGCUUUUCCCAGGGUGGCAGGGUGGCCGCCAGCCUCCUCUAUCGACAGCAAAUGAAGGGGGAGAAUCAGGAGUCGCCGGUCUCAGGCGACGGAUGGCGGUUCGGGGUGGUAAUGGCUGGGCGCGGACCCAUCGUGUCACUAGAUCCGGAGACUUGUCGGUCUGCCCUGCUCGGGAGACCCAGGGCGGAGCUACCCGUGACUCGACAGGACGUGGAUCAGACCGAGGUCGCAAAGGGUCACCACUUGCUUAGGGUACCGACGUUGCAUGUGCAUGGCAAAUUCGACCCGGACCUCAAAUUUCACAAAGAGCUUCUGCACAUGUACUGCGAGAACGGCACGGCGCGGCUGCUUGAGUGGGCCGGCGAGCACCGGGUGCCAAUCAAGCCGGCCGAUGUCAAACCUCUGGUGGAUGGGAUUCUUGAGCUGGCGGCGGCGACGGGGACUUCAGUCUAG